Molecule: messenger RNA, 1811 nt
Organism: Paralichthys olivaceus (Japanese flounder)
Lineage: Eukaryota; Metazoa; Chordata; Actinopteri; Pleuronectiformes; Paralichthyidae
Gene: gps2
Product: G protein pathway suppressor 2
Biological process (GO): regulation of transcription by RNA polymerase II
Cellular component (GO): transcription regulator complex
Molecular function (GO): transcription coregulator activity
Source: RefSeq, a predicted model, not a curated record
AGGAAAACUCGCCCAUCGCACCGGAAGAACAAACCUUCACAUCCGGGCUGAGAACCGCCGAGUGUGUUUAUGUUUUUGUGCAGAAGUUUUUAUUGUCUAUUAUUUUAAACUGUCCCAGACACAGUCACGAGGCUUCAGGUUAAAACCCGCCAGGCGGCCCAGUUCUUUAUACGCGACUCACUAAGCGACAAAACUGGCCCCUCCACUGCCUGUCACCAUGCCCGCCCUGCUGGAGAGACCCAAGCUGUCCAACGCGAUGGCCAGAGCCCUCCACAAGCACAUCAUGAGGGAGAGGGAGCGCAAGAGACAAGAGGAAGAAGAGGUGGACAAAAUGAUGGAGCAGAAGAUGAAGGAGGAGGAAGAAAGGAAGAGGACAAAAGAAAUAGAGGAGAGGAUGUCCCUGGAGGAAACCAAAGAACAGGUAAUGAAGAUGGGUGAGAAACUUCAGGGACUCCAAGAAGAGAAACAUCAGCUUUUCCUACAGCUCAAGAAAGUUCUCCAUGAAGAGGAAAAGAGACGCAGAAAGGAGCAGAGUGAUAUCACAACACUGACAUCAGCCAGCUACCAAACCAGUCUGCCCAUGCAUGCAGGGCAGCACCUCCUAAGCAUUCAAGGCGGUUCCGUCAGCCACAAUCGACCUGGUGCGCUGCUCGGAGAACGAAGCAAACAGCUGUUCCCAGCUUCUGUGAUUCCAACACGUCACUAUCAGACGGCGGGCUUCAGCUCGUCCUCAGCAGAGCACGGGCAGUUCAGUGGGAGCCAGGGGGUCCAUGAGCCCUACGGAGUGGCUCAGGCCCAGCAUCCAUCCACCUACGCCCCUGGACCAUCUGUCAGUUUUGCAAGCAGCUCUCAGAUCAGAGGUGCGUCUGCGUUUCAGGCCAUGCAGUAUCUCCCCCAUCAGCAGACUGGUUACCCCGUCCACAGUCACUUCACCUCUCAGCCUGGAUACAUCCCCGGAGCAGGGAUACCUCUUCAGAAGCAGCUGGAACAUGCCAACCAACAGUCGGGCUUCACUGAUGCUGGCACUCUGAGGCCGAUGCAUCCACCAACGAUGCAUCCUUCUGCUCCAGGGCUGCUGCCCACACCAUCAAUGACGGUGCAGAUUCCCACAGCAAAGGCCCAGUUCCAGAGCUCCCUCCAGAGCUCCCCCCAGAGCGCUCCUCGCCACGGCUUCCUCCCCCACAGCCAGAGCGGGCAGAGGUUCUACCACCACGGCAAGUAAACCUACAGCCACGUUCAACUACGCCAUCGCUCACAGCUGCCCUCUGGAUUCUGGAGAAACAUUUUGGACAAGUAAUGAAUCUUCAACAGAACUCAUUAGGUUGGAUCACACCAGAAGAUUUGUGUUUUAUUUCAUGUAUAGAAUCUGGUUUUAAGUUGUGUUUUGACAUGUGCUUUUAUUUUUUUUUUUACAUAAUGUUAAAUGCUGUUAAUUUGUAAAAUAGCGUAUUAUUACACCUACACUGUAAUGCUACUCUGGAGGUGCUUCUGUGCAGUGAAAUGUUAAUAUCUGCAUGAACCAGAGCUUAUUCUCUGUGAACUAACAUCUUUCCGUGCAGGGCUGAGCUUCUCUGCAAAGACUUUGCUCGCUUAGAAGUCACAAAAACCUUCAACGACAUUAGUGGUGCCAUUUCUGCUCAGUCUCACAAACACUGAUGAACUGUACCGAUGCAGAAACACGUUGGAUUAACUGACACCUAAUUUAAAUUUCAAUCUGAUUUCUGGUUCAUCACAUUAACAGUUAUGGAGGAUUUGCUGUUUUCCUCUGCUGCGUAAAGCAAGUCAGUUCUGUUUUAAAGCUUUUAUGUUGC